Molecule: messenger RNA, 2535 nt
Organism: Myxocyprinus asiaticus (Chinese sucker)
Lineage: Eukaryota; Metazoa; Chordata; Actinopteri; Cypriniformes; Catostomidae
Product: protein NDNF-like
Exons: 4
Coding region: 158-1894 (578 amino acids)
Biological process (GO): extracellular matrix organization
Molecular function (GO): protein binding
Source: RefSeq, a predicted model, not a curated record
CAGCAGGACAGGGGAGUUCUGUGACUCUGAACACAAGUGGAGGAGACAUCAGACUCCAUUUAUUUCUGCUCUUUUGCAUCUCUAUUGCUUUUUUCUUCAGAGAAGUCCUGAGUGCUGGCUGAGAAAAGUGUAAAUGAGUGGUCAUUUGUGCUGAAUAAUGAUGACACUCUACUGGUGUUUCUGCCUGGCUGUGGCCCUUUUUUCUGUCCCUGGUGCCAUCAUUGCCCUGGCACCUGAAAAUGAAGUGCCAUUACACCCCACAACAUGGCUAGGUGAGAACAAGGUCACAUCGGUACAUCUGCCUAAAGGACGUGCUCGCAGACUGUAUUUCACAUUAAAGAAGAGAGCAGAUUUGAUGUUUGUUACUGUAAGCCCCUGCGCAGUGCCCAUCGAAUGGAGCUUGGCUGUUCGGACCCUGAAGGAUAAACCACCUAAGAAACCCCAUUGGAGCUCAAAAAAGAGCAUGCCUGAGGUUUGGUGGAGAGGAUCUGGCAGAGAAGUCAGGAUCUACACUUACACUGGCAAUGCUGUAGACACCUACACCGGUCCCGCCUAUGCUCCAGCAUCCAUCUACAUCCUACGGCUGAAAUCAAAUGAGCAGGACACCCAGGUGUCUGCGUACCUCCAUGAAGGCCCUGGUCCUUCAGGGGCUUUCCCAGAGCUGCCGUCCGACCCUAGAGUGCACACACUGGGGGUGGGCAUGACCAGUGUCACCUUGAGUUGGUCUCCAAGCUCAUCUGUUGUUGUUAAAAAUGGUCAUGAUGGUAAUCAGCCGUAUCAGGAAUACUGUGUCUUAAUAAACCACAAACAUAACUACCGAAGUCUUUGCGCUGCUCGUGAUGGAAUCAGAAAGGAGAGACAGAAUGUACAGAAAAGAGAGAGGAGAGAAAAACAAGGCAAAGAGAUUGUGUGGGCAACGCUUAAAGACUGGUGGUGGCAGCAACCAGAUGCCCUUGAGGAUCAUGAAUCAUCCUUGUGGGACAACUUUGAGGAUCCUGGAUGUGUGUGCAGGGAUGUAGAAAGUGUGUGCACAGUAUCAGACCUGCUUCCAGAUACACAAUACUACUUUGAUGUGUUUGUGGUGGACAGAGUUAAUGGCACUAGUGCGGCAUACACUGGCACCUUUGCCCGCACACACGAGGAGGCUCGGCCAGCUGUCACAUCCUUACGAGAGGGCCAGGUCAAAUGGGUCACCCUGAGUGGGGAUGCAAGCAGUCAACAGGGGGAAAAGUUGUUCCAGUUUAAGCCUCGUGGGUGGCAACAGAAUGGCCUCCUCACCCUGCACACCUGCAAUGGCACUAGUAAAGUCAAGGUUACUGUUUCCAGUAAAGGACGGGUGCUGUCUUCUGAGGAAGUGGGACACCAGCUUGCCCAGAUAUGGUUGCAUGGUGGCCCAUCAUACCUCAUCCAGCUUCAGGCUUUGGUUCCAGGAUCUUCUUCAUCUUCAGUCUCUAAGGAUGAUUCAAGCAAGUCCAAAUUCAGUCUCAAAAUGCAGGCAUCAUCAGCAUACCACCGCAGAGCAGUGCCAGUGUUUCCUGCCACGCUGCAGAUGAAAUCUUUCAACAAGCUGCGGACCUGCAACUCCGUUACAAUUGCCUGGAUGGGGACAGAAGAGCGAAGUCUCUAUUGUGUUUAUCGGCGGCAGAUCCCACUUGAUUCAAAAGACAAACACAGCUCUACAGACCGCUGCACUGACCCAGAGUCUCGACCAGCCAAAGAGAGAGUCCUCUGUAAGUAUUUCCAAGAGCUUAACCCACGUCGGGCGGUCACAACAGCUGUGAUUGGAGGAUUGGAUCCAGGGGUGGCAUAUGUGUUUGACGUCUACCUUAUGAGACGCUGGGGACUUCCAAUUAAGUACCACAGUAAGAUGGUGAGAACCAGGAGUGAAUGUUGAGUGGACAAGGGGACAUCUCAGAAGCAUCUCACUCUUGAGUAGAGAAGGACUCAAUUAAGAGACAUUAAGCCACAGGGAAGCCAUGAUAAGGCCAGAAAGGGAACUGUUGGGGGCCAAGAUCUGAUGCAGUGGAGAUCAGAUGUGACCACUGACAUAUAAACACACUAAAGGAAUUCUACAUCCUCAUUGAGAUCACUGAGACAUAUGCCAACACUCAUAAACACAGAUAGCAAGAGAGGUGAGAUCCAGCUCACACCAGCAAAGACUUUACUGUACGAUGAUGCUGUACUAAUGUUUAUGUUCUUGUUUAUGGGUGUGAUGCUGUCUCUGUUUUUAAUUAUACAGUACUGAGUGUCUGAAUAACAGAGAAAUUCUCUCAUCUCUCACACAAAAGGUGACUGUGCCCAGAGCUGUGUAUCAGAUCUCUCAAUCUGCCACCAGUAUCAAAGAAAGUCCCAGAGAGUGAGGGAGGGGUGGGGGAGAAGAGAGAUGGAGAGAGAGAAAGAGAAGGGGAGCAAAAGAGCUGUGUGAAGUCAGUGUGUUGAAUAUGCUCUGCUAAAGCAUGCGGCAGGGAACAACAAGUUACCAUUUUGCUUCACUGUCUUUGAUGUGAUUAUUGUGCUGCGCAUUUGCACACUAAU